UCACAGCGCUCGUAACUUUCAUGUAUGGAGGAGUUAGCAACAGUGUCAACAUCCGAAAUGUGAAAUUGCUUUUAUUUUCUAAUCAAUUAUCAUACAUUUAACUAAUUAUGGAUAUAUUUGGAAGACGGCGACCGAAGCCAUCUUUUCUCGGAGGAAUCGACGAAGAAAACCCAACAGAUAUAGGAAAAUCUGAGCCAGAGAGAGUAAUUCAAAGUCAUAGUGAGAAAAAUGAUGAUGAAAAAGAGAAGCAAGAUGUUGAAGACAAUAAAGAUAAUGCCAGCAGUAGUAGCAGCAGUGAUUCCAGUGAUGAUGAAGAUUUGCUGAGUGAUUCUGACGAGGAAUGGCACGAUGUGUACACGGAGAAUGCAAAACCUCCAAGUGCUCUGACAGUUACUCAUGUUAAUCACACUCAUGAUUUACAGCAACUAGCCACUGUUGAAGCUGCUGCAAAUGCUGAACAUCAAACCUCUGAUGAAUGGUUGAAAAGUCAUAGUUUAGAAUACAUGAACCUUGAGUUGAAAGACUUGGUAGACAGGGGCAAAGUAGGAAGACUUGAACCAGAUUUGAAGACAGGCAAACCUAAGCAACAUAUACAGUUUGAUGCAUACGAUGUCAAUGAGUUUGAAUAUAAACUCAACUUAAACAUAGAAACCUACACAAAAAGAAUCAAAUGGCUUUUAACAGGAAGUAAAAGGGUGUUCGGAAAUGUAAAGGGUGAAAGAUGUGUAUUGUGUGUUGAUACAUCUGAUGCUAACACAGGAUUUGGUAGACUGACGGCUUUCCAAGAAUCUCUUAUUCACCUUAUAGAUGAACAGUUACCCAGCAAGAAAGGAAUAUAUCUUAUGUCAUUUGGAACAGAUGUAGAUCCAUUGUGGCCGGUCGUCAGGGAUACCAACAUCAGAAUAAUUGAAGAAGCAAAAGAAUGGGUGAUGAGAUUGAAGCAGAGUGGGGGAUGUAAUCUACUUAAAGCUAUGAAACAUAUCUAUAAACUGAAGGAUAUUGAUUCCAUAAUGCUUGUCCUAGGCAGUGUUCCAGACCAAGCAUCAGAUAUCCUGUGUGACUACAUAUACCAGAUGGGUGUGGGAAGAUCUAUACCGUUACAUUGUGUGGCAUAUGAUUGUAGUAACCAACUUACAAAUUUUACAUUGAGGAAUAUAGCAGAAGCAUCUGGAGGGAGAUAUCAUUGUUACACUGCCAGUUGUGAGGAACAGAUCUAUACAGGAACAGAUAUAAGUGUAUUACUGAAGGAGAUACAAAAAGCUCAAGAUGUCAUCAACAAAAUCAAGGAGAUGAGACAGGGGAUGAUGGGUAGUGCUCUCAUUAGUAUAAUGAAUGAGAUCACUACCGAAGUACAGAAGUUACCCCAGUCAAGAUUUUUGCCCCGCCCACCAGGUCAUGAUAAGCCAUUGAAAAUAGAAAUGCCAAAAUUCCAACCUAAAUCAUCAAUAGAGUGGAUCAGACAACAUGGCUUGAAAGCCAAGCAACUAGAUUUGUAUCAAGUGUUGGCACCAAAUGCUUACUCCUACAAAGAAGAGUUUAUACCAGUCAUCAAAAAAGCUGUACAGUCACAAGUACAUGAGAAAGCUAUGGUUCAGUUUAAAUGGCAUGAUGGUACAGUGAAGAAUGUACACGUUGACAUGACCCAGUUAUUUGAGUACCAGAAACAUCUAGCUGCGACUGUCAGCGUGUAUGAAAGUCGAAUUGACUGGCUGGCUAGUGGUAGUAGAAGAAUCUUUGGCACAGUUGUUGAGAAGAAUGUUGUGAUUUUGCUAGAUUUAUCAGUAUCUAAUGUAAACUAUCUAGUACAUAUACAACACUCUAUCAGACUUCUCAUGGAGCAACAACUAGCCAACAAGGACUAUUUUAAUAUCAUUGCAUUUGGAAGUAUUGCUGUAUCAUGGAGACCAACAAUGUGUAAACCAACAAAGGAAAAUCUUCAAGAUGCAUGGAGGUGGGUGUUAGACCUACAGUGUGCAGGCAGCAGAAAUUUCUUGUCUGCUUUCAGAAAGUGUGUGGAGAAUGAGGAAGAGAGGAGCCACAAAAUAUCAUCUGAAGGCAUAUAUUUGUUUACAAGUGGUGUACCUGACCAGGACAUCAAUGUAUGUCAAGGUUUUAUCGAGGAAACUUGUGGUGGCAAGAAUAUCAAGCUUCAUACGAUUCUCUUCAACGUUGAUGAUUAUGAUGCUAAUGGAGCGAUACCCGGCAGAUACGCUAACAUUACACGGACGGCUGAAUGUCUCAGAAACCUGGCUCAUGCCAGUGGCGGCAGAUUUCACUGGAUAAGAGAAACAGGAAUUAUUGAGAGUGAUGACAUUCAGGUGGUCACAACAGAGGUAGAUAAAUGUCUCAACUUCUCACGGAAAUGUCAGAUGUUGAUUGAUAAUGUGAAGAAAAAGUACCACGAGAGAUACCACUCGGAGCAAGUCCUGGCAUUACCGGCACCGGAACGUUCGCAGCGGGCUAGAAUAUCAGGGUCGCAACAUUUAGCUAUCAAGUACGAGGCUGAAGAUGUUGAAACAAGUGAGUCAAAUUUGACGAGACCUCGUCAGAGACCAUCAAGUGCUAAAGCAUCUAGCAGUGAAUCAAUGUUACCUAUGCGGUCUAAAGAUAGACCAUCUACAGCCAGAGACCCAUUGGAUAGAGUAAAGAAAAAGAAGCUCUUGAAGUCCAGUUUUUUCCUGGACUCAGGGAAACAUCAGUGUGGGGAUGGUACAGGAACUGUCUUCAGGAAGUACCCCGCCCCUAGACCGGUCCGUAAGAGUGUAGCCCAUCCCACAAUACCAGACACAGAGGAUCAGAGAACAACAAAGGAGUGGUUGAGAUUGUACAGUUUAUCCAAGUUAAAAUUAGACCUCACCAAGCUGGUGUCAGGACCAGAUUGUAAACAUGUGGAAGAUGGUGUCAAAUCAUUGAAGAAACAAGUCUCUGCCAAAUACUGUGAUAUAUUCCCAAGUAUCAAUGUGAAGGGUACAGUCAAGCAUCUCCAGUUGAUGCCUCAUGAACUAGAGGACUAUGAGAAACAAGUGGAGAAAGUUCUGAAGCGUUACCUUAAACGAUUACAGUGGCUACUCAGUGGUAGCAGACGUGUGUUUGGAACAGUAGUUCACAAGAAAUGUGCAAUUCUGAUAGAUACAUCUGGUUCAAUGGUACCAUACAUGGAGGAACUAAAGAAAGAGCUAGCUUCAUUGAUCUGGGAACAACUGUAUAGACAGGGUUGUCGAUUUAAUCUGAUCCGGUUUUCUGGAAAUUGUGAGAAAUGGCAAGAAAAUAUACAACCAGCUACCCAAGAAAACUGUCAUUCUGCCAUCAAGUGGGCGUCAACAUUAAAAGCCAGUGGUAAUACAUGUACGCUCGAGGCUUUACAGCUUGCAUUUGAUGACCCUGAGAUAGACUCAGUAUACUUGUUAACCGAUGGUAAACCAGAUACCAGCACAUCUCUUGUACUGCGAGAAGUCGCCGAAAAUACGAAAAACCUCAUACCAAUAAAUACCAUAUCAUUCAACUGCAACGACAACACUGCAAACAGUUUCCUUAGUCUCCUCGCAACAGAAACAUCAGGUCGCUACCACCGUUGUCACAGUGAUUUUGAUGCUCAAUUAUUCGCACACAAACUUCUUACAGAUGGAUUUAAUGAUGCCGAGUACCCACAUUUACCGGACCUUGAAGGGGAUGAUCUACGCAGACUUGGCCAGGAGAUCACAUUGGCUAGAAAAUACCUACAACAGGCCAGGCAGUACAGGGCAUUAUACAAAACCAAGUCACAAACGUCAAACACAGCAGAUUCUGGAGAAACUGCCAGAAGUAAGUUAUCACCAUUUGUUGUUGGAAGACCUAAAGGUUCAGCAAGAUAGUUUCCAUAGCAACCACAUCUAGUCUACAAAACUUCAAAGCUUAUAUAAAAAGAGUUUCCUCCCUUAGUGUACACAGGCUCAUUAUAUAUUUGAGAGUUGUUCCCCUUAGAUUACUGACUGAUUAAAUUACUGAAUUUGACAGACUGGUUUUAUUAUUGAUUGGAUUAUCAUCAUAUAUGAACAUGAAAAGUUUAACAAAUUGAUUUUAUGUGAAGUCUUUAUUCAGUUUUGAUAUAUUACCUUGUUUUAAUUAGAAAUUUUAAACAAACAUCAAAUUACUCUAGCUUUAGUUGUAUGGGUGAAAUUUUAGUGUUUUUUUUUUUAAACAUAAUUUAAUAUCUUGUUUCAUGAUAGCUCUGUUGAAAUUAGAAGUUUUUUUUCUUAAUUUGUGUAUAUAAUUUGGUCCAUUAUAAAACAAUUAUAACAUUUAUUCAAGUAGCAUGCCUCCAUAUUUCAUCCAAAUUCAAUGUGAAUAUUUAGAAAGUGUUCAAAACUCUUAAAAAGAUAUCAAUAUGAACUGUAUUAUUAUGAAUAACAAACUAGUUACAUUGUCAAGUGAAAAAAGAUGUUUAAUAGACAUGUUAUACUUACACAUUAAACAUACAUAUGGUGUGCCAAAAUAUGCAAGUUACUCUUUAAGUAUCAGGGUACAAAUAUAGUGAUAGAAGUAAAAAGAAAAAACAAAACGUAUUUUCAUAAAAUCUUCAAAAUAUGACUUGUCUCAAAAGUACUUGUAUCUCAACACUUUUAGAUCAAAGUCUGUCUUUGGAUUCUUUCAUGUAUCUAAUCUAUCUACCUAGCUUUUGGAAAAUUAAUGAAUUUAACUUUAAGUUUUUUUUUGUUAUUAUUGAUUUUUUUUUUGGGGGGGGGGGGGCAUAGUAUUAACUCACCUGGAGUCUUGCGAAUGAAUCGCUACAUCCAACAACAGGAAUAUUAAUGCCAUUGCUAUCUGCAAACGCACAGCAAUUGGAAUUCAGAAUAUUUUAAUGUCCUUUACUUUGUUGCAAGAUAGAUUUGUUUUAAUGAAUUUGAAAUCUGUAGAAAAAAUACAAUUUUAAUUUGUAUGAUACACCAAAAUUAUGGUAAGAUUAUUAAAGAUUAAACCACUGUUUAUGAUUAGUGCCCCAAUGCCACCUGGGACUUUAUACUAUCAUGUUUCAAGAAAUUAAUUGCUAGUUCUUGUUUUAUAAUAAUUGCUUUACAAAAACGAAAAUCACUGACUUUGUAAAAAAAAUUAAAAAAUCACUGACUGUCAUGUAACUGGAUUACAUUAGAAAUAAUGAUAUUUAUUUAGGUUGUUAAUGCAGAAAAACAACAACUAUGCUUAUAGAAAUUUAUUUUUUAACUGGUGUUGUUUUUACAUUGAACCUUGAUCUGGAUCUUGAUAUUGUUGAUAAAGCUGAGACAUUUAUAUUAUAAAUCAAUUUAAAAAAAAACAUCAUUAAUUGAGGAAUAAUUCUGCAUUGAAUGAACCAUUUCAAGGUUGCUACCAGAAGUGAUAAAAUUGUUAUUUUAUGUCUCGAUUGUAGAAUCUAGAAAGUUUAUUUUCAUUUUGUAAAUUCAUGUCACAUGUAGUCAUUGUAAGAUUAUUUACAUGGGUUUUUCUAGUAUUUCUGAUCAAUCUGGUAUUGGUUUUUAGACCAUAUCCUAUUGAAAUAUUUUAAAUGGAACUGCACAGCCAUCUUUUUUUUUUUCGAAAUACCCAAUUUGUUCCAAGUUAUCGAAAUAUCAAAAUGAGAAUUUGAAGUUUGUCAGCCAAGAAAGUUCCUGAUUUAUUGCCUACCAUGUAACAUAGAUUAUGGUAUACAUGUACAUACAUAGAUAUUACCGUAAGUGUUUGGUGAGUUGUAAAAAGUAAUCUCCUUUUUAAAGAGGGGACAUAGUUGUUUUUCAACAAUCACUUAGUUGCAAAUACCAUCUGUCUGGUGAUGGAACAUUCUCUCUUACUACCUUUCUUUUAUCUUUUUUGUGUGCUUAUGAUUCCAAAUAGAAUAGAAUUCAUAAGAAUGAAAACCAGAAUUUUAAAUAAUUUACUUUGUCAUUUUUAAAACUUUUCUUUAUAUAGAAUUUUAACAUUUUAUUUAUUAAAGAUAUUGUGAUAGAUUUUGUUUAAAUAUUUUGUGCAUUUUACAAACAUGUUUUAGAUUUAUAUAUGUAUAUUUAAUAUAAGAUAACCCUGCAUUUGUUGAUCUAUGCUUUAGCUCUAUGCUAUUAGAAAAAGUGAAUAAACAGAAAACACCCAA
Ruditapes philippinarum (Manila clam) is the source of this 6094-nucleotide messenger RNA. Its product is annotated as von Willebrand factor A domain-containing protein 3A-like. NCBI's taxonomy places the organism in Eukaryota, Metazoa, Mollusca, Bivalvia, Venerida, Veneridae. The transcript has 32 exons. The coding region runs from base 108 to 3851 and encodes 1247 amino acids. The record is from RefSeq and is a predicted model, not a curated record.